AAGGUCCAUUUCUCUAUGUUGUAACACGCCUUAGGGAGAGAAGUCAGGCUGUUUGGAAUCCCCAAUUUCUUUCUCUUUGCUGUCCCUAUGGCAUUAGAGUUUAUGCAUGACUGGAGUUACUUGUUCUGGGUAAUUCUCCUGGGACUACUACUGCUAGCCUGGAGAAAAAUUGUAUUCUUUGUAUCAUUUCAUCAGAAAAGAAUUGAUCCAACUGGCAAAGCAGUGCUCAUCACUGGCUGUGAUACUGGCUUUGGUCAUUCGUUGGCCUUGAGACUAUUCCAUCUUGGCUUCACCGUGUUUGCUACUUGCCUCUUUCCAGAUGGGGAAGGAGCACAAAGUCUGAGGCAGGAGGCAGGACCUAGCCAUCGUCUGCAUGUUUUCAAACUCGAUGUCACUCAGGAUCAAGAUGUGGUUAAUGCCAAGGACUUCCUCCUGAAAAACCUGCCUGAAAAGGGUCUCUGGGGUCUAGUAAACAAUGCAGGUCUAACAGUGUGUGGGGAGAUGGAAUGGAUACCUUUCGAUGAAUUAAAAAAAGUUAUAGAUGUCAAUGUUUUGGGGAGUAUCAGGACAACUCUAAAACUUCUUCCUCUUAUAAAAAAGAGUCAAGGACGUUUAGUCUUCAUGUCUAGUAUAAAUGCAUAUAUAGGAUUAGGAACUGCCUCCUAUUCUUUGUCAAAAAUUGCAUUGGAAAAAUGUGGUGAUAUCUUAAGGGUUGAACUAAAAAAAUUUGGGGUUAAGGUUUCUCUUAUUGAACCAGGAAACUAUUCUCCUGCCACUAGUCUUUUGAAACUAUAUGAUGUGGAAAAAUACUGGAAUAAAUUUGAUGAAGAAACUAAAGCAAGCUAUAGUAAAGAAUACCUACAACUCUUUGCUAACAGAGUGAACAGAAAACUUAAAAAUGGAAAACAUGACUCAAAAGAAGUUAUUGAUGCUAUAAUUGAUGCUUUACUGAAUAAACAGCCAAAAGCUAGAUAUUCUGUUACUACUUUUACAGAAAAAUGUUGGGUCUAUGCUUUCUACUACUUACCAGCAUCCCUAAUAGAUUUAUUUAUUUCCUACAUGAGUAAAUCAUUCCAUAAAGAGCCUUAAAGAAUAAUAUUAAAAAUACUAUAGCAAUUAUAUAGUUCGCUUAUCAAAAAUAGAAAAACACUAAAAGAUCAUACUGUCUGGCAUCUAAUAGCCAAGGUGCCUGAUAAUAUUUUUUUUUCAGUUAAAAAAAAUUAUUUAUUUAUUUAUUUAUUUUGCGGGGCAAUGUGGGUUAAGUGACUUGCCCGGAGUCACAUAGCUAGUAAGUGUCAAGUGUCUGAGCCUGGAUUUGAACUCAGGUCCUCCUGAAUCCAGGGGCAGUGUUUUAUCCACUGCACCACCUAGCUGCCCCCCUGAAAAUAGAUUUUUUAAAAUUAUUAAAGCCACUAAAAUGAAAAUGUAAUUUAUUCAGAGCCGAAAUGUCAGUUUUGUACAACUUUUGAAACAUGAACAAAUAUCUGACCACACAUUUAAUUAAAAUAAAUGAAUUUUCAACAUGCUAAAUAAAUAAUGAUGUGAUCCUCUUUUUUAUUCAGGCUAAACAUGCCAAGUAACUUCAAUCAAUGUAUGGCAUGGACUACUCCUCUCCCUCCACCAUUUUGGUAGCUCUUUUCUGGACCUUGUCUAGCUCAUCAAUGUCCCUCCUAAAAUAUAGAGCUCAGCACUGAACAUAGGACUUCAAAUUUGGUCUGACUAGGACAGAAUGCAGUGCUACAUUAUCACCUAGAAUAUUUCUGGGAGGUGUGAUUUUCUUAGUGUGGACAAGGAUUGCAUUAGUUUUGGGGGGCUCUAUAUGGACUCAUGUGGAGCUGAGAGUCCACUGAAAUUCCUGGAUCUUUUCUAUACAACAGAUAGAAAGAGAACUUCCAUUUAAAAUAACUAUAGACAAUAUAAAAUACUUGGGAAUCUGCCUGCUAAGACAAACCCAGGAAUUAUCUGAACACAACUAUAAAACAUUUU
Dromiciops gliroides (monito del monte) is the source of this 1986-nucleotide messenger RNA. RefSeq names its product short-chain dehydrogenase/reductase family 9C member 7-like. The transcript has 4 exons. Lineage: Eukaryota; Metazoa; Chordata; Mammalia; Microbiotheria; Microbiotheriidae. The record is from RefSeq and is a predicted model, not a curated record. Bases 88 to 1089 code for a protein of 333 amino acids.